Messenger RNA from Rotaria sp. Silwood1, 4401 nucleotides. The record is from the annotation of a GenBank genome assembly. NCBI's taxonomy places the organism in Eukaryota, Metazoa, Rotifera, Eurotatoria, Philodinida, Philodinidae.
AUGUCUAGCUGGUGGAAUAAAACAAGUGCUAGUAAUUUUACUCGUGGUUUAACUUCAAUAACUGGACAAUUAUCAAGUAACCUUAAAGAUAUUUUAACAGAAGCAAGCGAAGAAAAUUAUGAUCCAACAGCUGAAUUAACUCGAGCUCGACAACAAAUUGAAGAUCUUGAAUUACGAAAACAAGCAUUAAUGGAAGAAUGUACAUCAUUAAAAAAACAAUGUGAUGAACUUACUAUGCAAAAACAAGCAGUAGAAAUUAAAUCUGAUAUGUUAUUAGCUGAAAGUCGUCGAGUUAUCGAUGAAAAAGACAAUGAAUUAAAACGACUCCGAGAAACUGCAAGUGCUGUGACAUGGAAUAAUCCGAACGAUUUAAAUAAUACUUGGACUGAUAUUCUUGAAGAUGAUCAACCUGAAAUUAAUGAAUAUCUUAAAUAUCAACGAACAAUACGUGAAUUAAAAGAUGAAAAUAGUCAUUUACGAGAUGAAAUGGCAAAUUUACGAAAAUCAUUGAAAUCACAAUCAUCUGAAAAAAAUCAAUAUCGACGAGAAGAUGAUAUAAUUCAAAUUGAGCAAAUGUAUUCUGCACAAAUAUCUAAAUGUCGUCAAGAAUAUGAUGAACAAAUUCAUAAAUUACAAUUACGUAUUAAAGAACUUGAAGAUUGGAAUGAAAAUCAUCAAGAAGAUGAAUUAAGAAAAACAAUGGAAGUACAAAAAGAAGUUGAUGAAGUUGAUAAAGAUCUACUUUCACAAGAACUUGAACAAGCAAAUAAUAAAUUAAAUUGGUAUAGUGAAAAAUUAAAAGAAUAUAUUAAUUUAGAAACAAAUAUGGAUUCAUUAAUAUUACAAAAUAAACAAUUAGAAAAUGAUUUAGAAUUAGAAAAACAAAAUAAUAAAUCAAAUUUAGAACGUAUUAAUCAAUUAGAACAAAAUAUUGUUCAAUUAGAUUCGAAUAAAAAUCAUCAAGAACAACAAACUGAUAAUAAUAAUGAUAAUGAUUUAAAUCGUCUUCUUACUGAAGAACGACAACGUUGUGAUGCUCUUGCAGUUGAUAAUGAUUCAAUGUUUCAUCUUCUUGAAGAAACUCGUUUACAAAAUUUACAAAUUGAAAAUAAUUUGAAAGAAAAAUUUCAAGAUGAUAUUCAAAAUAAAGAAAAACAAAUUGAACAAUUAACUUUUCAAAUAAAUUCUCUGCAAGAUCAAUUACAAAAACAAAUUAAUCUUCAAAAAAAUGAACAAGAAACUUUAGAUAGACAAAUUAACAAUGUUCGAGAAGAAAUUCAAACGAAACAAAAACAAAUUGAUAUGGAGAAAAGUGAACAUGAAAAACAGAUAAAUCAAUUAAAUGAAGAAAAGAAUCAUUUAAUAGUUCAAAUAAAUAAUCUUCAACAAUUUAAAGAUGAACAAUUGGCAAAACAAAGCGAAGAAGACGAAAACCGUUUAAAAGAAUUUCAUGUACGAGAAAUGCUUGAAAGACAAUUAAUUGAACUUAAUGAAGAUUUACAAACAAUAGAAAAUGAGAAAAAUGAACUUAAUAAUCAAAUUGAUGAACUUAAAGAGCAAUUACAAUUAAAAGAUAGACAAAUUCAAACAGCUGAAAAUUUAGCAACAACACCUGGUUCACCAGCAGCUCUAUCUUCAUCACCAGAUAUACGAAAUCGUUCUCCAUCUCCUCAAACAUUUGAACAUUUACUUGAAUUAGAAGCUCAAAUACUUCGAAAUGAACAACAAUUUCGUGAACUGAAUGCUGUUUAUGAUCGUUUUAUAACUUUAUUACCAAUUGAAAUUUCAUCAUCAGAUAAUAAUCAAAUAUCAUUAUCAGAUAGAUUUUUACAUUUAUUCGAACAAUGGUCAACAUAUGUUGAUACACUUUCAAUAACACAACAAGAACUUGAAUCACUUAAACAUUUACUUAUUGAAAAACAAGAUGAUCUUGAAAAACUGCAAUUUGAUUUAGAUUUAACAACAACAAAAUUAAUUGAAUUGCAACAACAACAACAACAACAACCAUCAUUAUUAACACAUGAAAAUAGAUCUUUUCAUCAUAAGGAAGAAGAAAAUGAAGAAGAAAUUGAACAUAUUCUUGAACUUCAUCCAUUUCCUCAACGUGCACCAUCAAGACAAUCACUUAUAUCGAGUACACCGGGUGAAAAACAACAAUUAAUAGCACAAAAUGAACUUCUUUCAUCAUUAUUAGCUGAAAAAGAUCGUGAAUUAAUAUCAUUACAACAAGCUGAAAAAACACGUGAAGAUUUAAUGAAAAAUUUAGAAACAUUAAGAAUUAAUUUACAACAAUUGGAACUUGAUAAAGAAAUAAAACAAGUUGAAUUAAAUGAUAUAAGAAAUGUACUUGAUGAAAAAUUAAGAGAAAAUUCUUCAUUAAAAAAAGAAAAAAUGAAUUUUAUUGAAAAACUUUCAGAAAUCGAACGUAACAGACAAGAACAACAAUCAAUGAUUCAAAUUUCACAUAGACAAUCAUCACAAGAAGAUGACAAAUCAUCUACACCAACAACACCCAUUGAAAAAGAUAAACAUACUUUUGAACAAGUUCAUACACAAGAAGAAUAUGAAAAACUUCGUUCUGAAUAUGAUCAAUUAGUAGAAUUUUCUAAACGACAACAUGAUGAAUCUUUAUCAUAUUACAAUGAAUAUUCACGUAUUCUUGCACUUCAUAAUGAACUUAAUAUAAAAUAUAGUCAAUUACAAAUUGAUAAUGAAUCUGUUCAAUCGUUAAUUCAACAAAAAAAUGAAGCUUAUUUACAAUGUCAAAAUGAAUUAAAUAAUUAUCAAAAUUUAUUAUAUCAUGAAAAGAAAAAAUCUGAAGAAAUUGAUUUAUUACGUUCAACAUUAAUUGAACGUGAUACUAAAGUUCAACAAUUAAUUGAUAAUGAAACAAAACUUCUUGUUAAACAAUCUGAAUUAGAACGUGAUAUUAAAAUAUUAGAGCAAAAUAAUUUUGAAUUAAAAUCAACUGAACAAUCAUUUAUUGAACAAUUUCAACAAAUGAAUAUUGAACAAAUACAAUUAGAAUUAAAAUAUAUUACAAAUGAACGUGAUUCAGCUAUUGUUGCAAGAAAACAAUUAGAAAAUGACAUCGAAUUAAAUAGACAAAAAUUUUUACAAUAUGAAGAACGUGAACGAAAAUUAAUAAAUGAAAUCGAACGAUUACGUACACAUUUAUUAAAAAUGGAAGAAUCAUAUACAACAGAUUUAAUUGCUGCUGAAGAUCGAGAAAAAUUAUUAAGAAAUCAAAUAGCACAAUUAGAUGAUACAAAUCGUGCACAAAAUGAACUUAUACAACAACUUAAUAUAAGUGGUGAACAAUCAAAACAAGCAUUAGCUACUGAAUUAGGUACAUUAAAAUAUGAAUAUAGUAAAAUUGAAGCAUUUAAUACAAAUUUAAAUAAUCAAUUACAAUAUCAAAUGAAAUGUUCACAAAAUUUACAAAAUGUUCUUGAACAAUUUAAACGAGAACGUGAACAACAUAUCAAUGAACAUUUACGACAAUAUCAAGAUGCAUUACGUGAACAAACUACGCUAGCAAAUCGUCUAACAAAUGAAAAUAAUGAAAUUCGUAAUCGUUUAGCUGAAUAUAAUGAGGCAUUAUCUGCUGCUCAUCGUUUAAAUGAUCAAAUAGAAAAAAAAGAUUUAUUAAUAAAUACACUUCGUAAUGAAAUUCAUGAUAAAGAUAAAAAAAUUCAACAAUAUGAAUAUAAUUUACGUGAUUUACAAUCAACAAGUGGUUCGCGUGUUGAAAAACAACUUGUGAAAAAUAUACUUUUAUCUUAUUUUCAUACACCUGUUAAUAAACGACAAGAAGUUAUUCCACUUUUAGGUGCAUUAGUUGGUUUUACACAAGAUGAAUAUAAAAAAGCUAUUGAUGCUGCAUCAACUAAUCAAAGUAAUAGUCCAAAAGGUGGAUCAAGUUGGCUAACAGGUUGGCUAGCUGGAAACUCAGCAGGAGGAGGAGGAGCUAAUUCAGCAAGAGCAAGAACACAAUCCGAAACUCCAGUUUAUGAUCCGAAUAAAUCAUUUACUGAAUUAUUAAUUCAAUAUGUUGAUCAACAAUCAACUAAUAAUCUUCAACAACCAACAGCAAAAUUUAAUACUGAUGAAUAUCUUCAUCGACAUGAUAGUAAUGUAGGUGGUGGUGGUCAUCAUCUUACAAGAAAAUCAUCAUUAUCUACAUCACAAAAUCCUUUUGUUAAUUCUUCACAUUUACAUCUUAAUAAACAAUCAUCUGCGAUUGUUUUACCAACUUCGAAUACAUCACAAAAUAUAACUACUAUUAAUCUACCUCCUCUUCCAUCAUCAUCGUCAACAGCAACAACAACAACAACAACGGCAACAACAGCAAAUCUAGAAUCAUCAUCAACUAUUCUCAAAGACUUGUUAAAAGCUUGA